This is a messenger RNA of Mangifera indica (mango), 2482 nucleotides long. RefSeq names its product floral homeotic protein APETALA 2-like. The coding region runs from base 656 to 2134 and encodes 492 amino acids. The record is from RefSeq and is a predicted model, not a curated record. The transcript is spliced from 10 exons. NCBI's taxonomy places the organism in Eukaryota, Viridiplantae, Streptophyta, Magnoliopsida, Sapindales, Anacardiaceae. Gene Ontology annotation, molecular function: DNA binding; DNA-binding transcription factor activity. Gene Ontology annotation, biological process: regulation of DNA-templated transcription.
GAUUUGGUUAACGUCGGAAAGUAGAGUAAGAAAGAGAUGGUUCUUUCCUUCUCUCUUUCUUCUCAUUUUAUACAUCUGAAUAUGAUGUUGCUUUAAACCACCAAUACGAAAAAGAUAGGCAAUUUAUAACACAAGCAAAAAUACAGUAAAAUUCGUCUAGUUUUGAGAAAGAAGAGACUCUGAGGAGCCGAAUAAAUAAUUAAUAAAUCAUUUAAUAAAGAAAGAUGUGUACAAGACGCGAAGAGAGAAAGAAAGCAAGUACUCUUGUGAAUGAUGAUGAGCCAUUCAUAAAAGAAAAGAAAAAAAAUUUAGAAAAGAGUAUAGAAAAAGGCAAGGGCAAGGGGAGUGAAUGAGAAGGGUAUACAUAAUCUAAGAUCUUUAAACAUGUACCCCUAAGCUUUUUAAAACGUCUGUUCUGUUCUUUGAAUACUUUACUUCUGGAGUCUCUUCUCUUCCCUUUUUUGUAUUCAUUUGAUUUUUAUCUUCUUCGAACACAAAUACAGAAAUGGAAAGAGGGAGUUUCGUGGUUUUUACUUUCUGAUCGUUCUUUGAUGUGAGAGUGGAUGAUCAGAAUUUUGUGAGGUUUUUCUCUUUUGAUGUCAUAGCCUACCCUAUAUUCCCUCAAAUAGUUGUAUCUCUUACCGAGAAAAAAAAAAUGUGGGAUCUGAAUGACUCACCUGAUGAUCAACUGAGAGAAGAAGAGUCUGAAGGUUGUUCUUCCCAGAAAACCUCCUUAGACGGCGACGACGAGAAAGGCAAACGGGUGGGCUCCAUCUCCAAUUCUAGCUCUUCAGCGGUGCUCAUCGAGGAUGGAUCCGAUGAAGAAGUUUGUGGCGAGAAGGGGUUGGGUUUACAGAGACGCAGCAGUAAGAUAUUUGGGGUUUCGUUGCCUCACGGAGACUCUAUGGAGGUGAUUGACCCGCCUGUGACUCGCCAGUUUUUUCCUGUUGAUCAAGAGCCCGAAAUGGGCACUACAUCGAGCGGGGUUGGACAUGAUUUCCCUCCGGCUCAGUGGGCUGGCGUCAAAUUUCGCCAAUCGGAGCCUCUUGUGGCUGCCAAAACGGGUGAAGUUUCUCAAGUUCCGAUGAAGAAAAGCAGGCGUGGACCCAGGUCAAGGAGUUCACAGUAUAGAGGUGUCACGUUUUACAGAAGAACUGGAAGAUGGGAAUCUCAUAUAUGGGAUUCUGGAAAACAAGUUUAUUUAGGUGGAUUUGACACUGCACAUGCAGCUGCUCGUGCAUAUGAUAGGGCAGCAAUUAAGUUCCGGGGAGUCGAGGCAGACAUAAACUUUAGCAUAGAAGAUUAUGAGGAAGACUUAAAACAGAUGAGCAACUUAACCAAGGAAGAAUUUGUGCAUGUACUUCGCCGACAAAGCACCGGUUUCCCUAGAGGAAGCUCAAAAUAUAGAGGAGUUACCUUGCACAAGUGUGGAAGAUGGGAAGCUCGAAUGGGUCAAUUUUUAGGAAAAAAGUACGUGUAUUUAGGCUUGUUUGAUACGGAGAUUGAAGCUGCAAGGGCUUACGACAGAGCUGCAGUUAAGUGCAAUGGCAAGGACGCUGUUACUAAUUUUGACCCCAGCCUCUAUGAAAAUGAGCUUAACUCACCCAGCCAUAAUCUAGAUUUGAGUUUGGGCGGUUCAACUUCAAAGCAAAGCGGUAUAGAUUUUGGUAAUAGGAAGCAAAAUAGUGGAGCGUUCGAUCCUGAUUGGCAUAGCCGGGGAUAUAGGCUUAAGCAACAGGCUUGUAGAAGAGAAUAUGAUUUGCGAAGAAGAGAUGGGUACUGUGAGAAUGAAACCAUUCAACUUCUGAGCCAAACCCACCUCCAAUCUCCAGCUGCCACAUUCAAGCCCAAUGAAAUGCAAAGAUGUGAGCAGUUUAGAAGAACUGGAGAGACACAAAUACUACAUAUGGUUCCUCCACAUUAUAAUCCAGCUAAUUAUCAGUUUCCAAGCAGCAGUCAAAGAGGUAGAAUUGGGAAUGAUCUCCCACUAUCAACAAAUGAACAACAAUGGCAACCGGGUCCUCCCCAAUUUUUCCCAACUGCUGCAGCAUCAUCAGGAUUCCCACCGCAGAUAAGACCUCAAAAUUGGCUGCAGAAAAAUGGGUUUCCUUCUCUCAUGAGACCCUCCUCCUAAGUUGCCCAUUUGAAGAUCUAAACUCGUUUUCCACUUUCCCAACGAAACCAGAAGAUCAUCAGAAGACAAAGGAUGUAUGGAUCGAUCGGUCAAACUAACAGAGGGAAGCAAUCUUCAGCUAGAUAUUUUCUGAAUUAUUUCUGACUAAAACUGCUGAUGUCUAUGAAAUGAAAGAAAUGUGUGGCCUUGCCGCCCUAUAUCUAUAGCCUAAUGUUUCUAGUAAUGUCUUAGUUAGCUGUGUAGCUAGCAUAUCUCACAUGGCAUAUUUUUUUUUUUUUUUGUAAGUUUUCUUAAAUUACAACCUGGGAAAAGCAUCUGCUAGCUGGACUGAAUUUUUAGUUUCCGUAA